AGACGAGAAGAGAGGAGGGGAGGCCUCCUCCGCCGCCGCCAUCUUGGACCGGGCCCGGUCAGCUUCCGCGGAGCCAUCGGCAGACGCCGCGGCCUCCCUUGAGCCCCGACCCCCGUCGUCAGAACAACCCCGGGCCCACUACCCCCAACCCCACUUCCGCUUCGCGCCGCUAUCGCGAUAGCGCCCGGGCCCGGGGCGCGAGAAAAAGGCGGCGGGCGCUCGCCUCCCCCGCCUGUCGCGAUACGCUCCUCAGCGGCGGCGCCAGCUCCUGUGCGUCCGUCUCCAAGAGAGUAUGAAGAGAGUGCGUCUGUAGGGCAGGGAAGAUGGCGGACAAGCGCAAACUCCAAGGUGAGAUUGAUCGCUGCCUCAAGAAGGUGUCCGAGGGCGUGGAGCAGUUUGAAGAUAUUUGGCAGAAGCUCCACAAUGCAGCCAACGCGAACCAGAAAGAAAAGUAUGAGGCUGACCUAAAGAAGGAGAUUAAGAAGCUACAACGGCUAAGGGACCAGAUCAAGACAUGGGUAGCGUCCAACGAGAUCAAGGACAAGAGGCAGCUUAUAGACAACCGCAAGCUCAUUGAGACGCAAAUGGAACGGUUCAAAGUUGUGGAACGAGAGACCAAAACCAAAGCUUACAGCAAGGAGGGCCUGGGCCUGGCCCAGAAGGUAGAUCCUGCCCAGAAGGAGAAGGAAGAGGUUGGCCAGUGGCUCACGAAUACCAUCGACACGCUCAACAUGCAGGUGGACCAGUUUGAGAGUGAAGUGGAGUCACUGUCAGUGCAGACACGCAAGAAGAAGGGCGACAAGGAUAAGCAGGACCGGAUCGAGGGCUUGAAGCGGCACAUCGAGAAGCACCGCUACCACGUGCGCAUGCUAGAGACCAUCCUGCGCAUGCUGGACAAUGACUCUAUCCUCGUUGAUGCUAUCCGCAAGAUCAAGGACGACGUUGAGUACUAUGUCGACUCAUCCCAGGACCCCGACUUCGAGGAGAACGAGUUUCUCUACGAUGACCUGGACCUCGAGGACAUUCCACAGGCGCUGGUCGCCACCUCCCCCCCCAGCCACAGCCACAUGGAGGAUGAGAUCUUCAACCAGUCCAGCAGCACGCCCACCUCGACCACCUCCAGCUCUCCCAUCCCGCCCAGCCCAGCCAACUGUACCACGGAAAACUCUGAAGAUGAUAAGAAGAGGGGACGUUCCACAGACAGUGAAGUCAGCCAGUCUCCAGCCAAAAACGGCUCCAAGCCUGUCCACAGCAACCAGCACCCUCAGUCCCCAGCUGUGCCGCCCACCUACCCCUCUGGCCCCCCGCCUGCUGCCUCUGCCUUGAGCACCACUCCUGGCAACAAUGGGGUCCCCGCCCCAGCAGCACCCCCAAGUGCCCUGGGCGCCAAGGCCAGUCCAGCUCCCAGCCACAACUCGGGCACCCCUGCUCCCUAUGCCCAGGCUGUGGCCCCACCAGCUCCCAGUGGGCCCAGCACGACCCAGCCCCGGCCCCCCAGCGUCCAGCCUAGCGGAGGCGGUGGAGGCGGCGGCGGAGGUGGAGGGAGCGGCAGCAAUAGUAACAGCAGUGCCAGUGGAGGGGCUGGCAAGCAGAAUGGCGCCACCAGUUACAGCUCCGUUGUGGCAGACAGCCCGGCAGAGGUGGCUUUGAGCAGCAGUGGGGGCAACAAUGCCAGCAGCCAGGCCCUGGGCCCCCCUUCCGGCCCCCACAACCCACCUCCCAGCACCUCGAAGGAACCCAGUGCCGCAGCCCCAACAGGGGCUGGGGGUGUGGCCCCAGGCUCAGGGAACAACUCAGGGGGACCCAGCCUCCUGGUGCCACUGCCUGUGAAUCCUCCCAGCUCCCCAACGCCCAGCUUCAGUGAUGCCAAGGCAGCCGGUGCCCUGCUCAAUGGGCCUCCACAGUUCAGCACCGCCCCGGAAAUCAAGGCCCCUGAGCCUCUGAGCUCCUUGAAGUCCAUGGCGGAACGGGCAGCCAUCAGCUCUGGCAUUGAGGAUCCUGUGCCAACGCUGCACCUGACUGAGCGAGACAUCAUCCUGAGCAGCACGUCAGCACCUCCGGCCUCAGCCCAGCCGCCCCUGCAGCUGUCAGAGGUGAACAUACCGCUGUCGCUGGGUGUCUGUCCGCUGGGCCCUGUGCCCCUCACCAAGGAGCAGCUCUAUCAGCAGGCCAUGGAAGAGGCCGCCUGGCACCACAUGCCUCACCCCUCUGACUCUGAGCGUAUCCGGCAGUACCUCCCCCGGAACCCCUGUCCGACGCCCCCCUACCACCACCAGAUGCCACCCCCACACUCGGACACUGUGGAGUUCUACCAGCGCCUGUCGACCGAGACACUCUUCUUCAUCUUCUACUAUCUGGAGGGCACUAAGGCACAGUACCUGGCAGCCAAGGCCCUAAAGAAGCAGUCGUGGCGAUUCCACACCAAGUACAUGAUGUGGUUCCAGAGGCACGAGGAGCCCAAGACCAUCACUGACGAGUUCGAGCAGCCGGCGCAGUCCCUCGGCCGGACCAAGUUCUCCUCCCUCUGGCUGUCUGCUCAGCCUGGACCACCACCCUCUCAUCCUCCACUUGGCCAGCUCCUAGGCCUCCUGUAGGUCUUAGCCCAAAUGUCCCUUCCUCAAAGAAACCUUCCUGGAGCCACCCAGCCCAGUGCCUCCCCUUGCAGUGCUGGGCACACUCGCUUGGGGUGUGGGAUUUUCCCAGUAUGUGUCCCUGCACCAGGCUGUGGGCUCUGCUGCCCAGGGACCUUGAUGGCCCCCACUUCACCUCAGGUCCCAGCACUCAGCAGGGCAGGGGCUCAGUGGGGAAACUUUUUUUUUUUUAAUGGGCUUCUCAAGUUCUAAUACUGGGAAAUUCCUGCCUCUUGCAAACACUCUGGAGCCAGCCUUCCUGGGUUUGAGCCCAGUCUAGCUGGGUGACUCGAGGCAAGUCACUCGAACCUCUGUGUCUCAAUUUCCUUAUCUGUAAAAAUGGGGGGAAGAAGACCUACCUAAUGCAGUUGUUAUGAAGAUUAAAUGAGUUAAUAACAUGUAAGUACUUAACGGUGACUGCUACAUAGUCAGUGUCAUGGAUUUUUUUUUUUCAAAUUACUUUCAGUUGGUGUGUUCUACAGUGAUGUUUUUUCCCACGAAAUACUUCCGUGAUGCCAAGCCCCUUCAUGGGGAUGAAGUAUUACAAGGUCCUUCAACCAGGAGAACUCAGUCCCCUCUCCUGGUUCUCCCAGGUUGCCAUCUUUGAAGCAUUUAAGACAUUCAUUUAGAACCUAGCUCCUCUCCCAUUGUGUCCUCAGACGUUAACUACAGACUUCCUGUCCUUUCCUGGUUUGGCCCAAAACCAUCCUCCAAGUUAGUACAUUUCAGGGCAUCCAGUCAUUCAGAAAUUCCCACACCACUUCCGUCACCAAUAAAAUGUCCCUGCAGAGUG
Molecule: messenger RNA, 3423 nt
Organism: Symphalangus syndactylus (siamang)
Lineage: Eukaryota; Metazoa; Chordata; Mammalia; Primates; Hylobatidae
Gene: CNOT3
Product: CCR4-NOT transcription complex subunit 3
Biological process (GO): regulation of DNA-templated transcription
Cellular component (GO): nucleus; CCR4-NOT core complex
Source: RefSeq, a predicted model, not a curated record